AGGAAAUAAUUAUUAUUAUUAUUUAAUUGCACAUUAAGAUAUGAUUUAAGGGAGAUAAGGGGGUUGUAGAAAGGGUCCUCUCUUUCAGAUUUUGCUCCAAAAUCAGAACAACCAAACCUUCCAUCUGAUUUGCAGAGUUUUUUCUCAAGGGACCAACCAGAAACAACCAAGGACACUCUAGAGAGAGAAAGUGGUUCUUUCUGUGAGUAACAUGCAAUAGAUAUAUAAAUAUUGUAGAGAGAGAAAUAGAAAGAGUGAGAGAGAGUUGAAGAUUGUUGUUCAAUUUGAAAAUUGCCCAUCAAGUACCCUUUUUCUGUUUUUAUUUUUUGGUUGGUUUUGGUUCCUAUCCAACCCUGUUUCUAUGUGAAUGAGUUGAUUAGUGGCUUACUUUGCUGGGUUUUCUUCUGUGAUAUGAGUUGUGGAGAUCUUAACUGAAUUUUGGUUUCACUUGUUGACGAAUAAUGGGUUGUGUUCAAAAUUUGAAAUUUUUGUCCCUGCAUUGGAAUGUUGGAUUCAUUUCUGCAUUGGUGUGUUCAAUUGAAGUUCGUGUUGUUUUUGGCGUUUUGCUUCUUUGGGGGAUCUCUACGUUUGCUGAGGCAUUUUUUGGUUUUUUCCUCUAAUCAAAGAUUUCACCUUUGUUCAUUCGCAUACCCUCAGAAAACAAAUAUGAUUUUUGGGAUUUAUGUUAGUGAUUGGUUGAAUGGAUUGCGAUCUGAAAUCGUGUGUUUUGUUCUGCUGGCGUUUCUGGGUAUUGAUUGUAUCGACCUUGCUGUGAUGGAUGUUUGAAUUUGUGCAAAGAAGAAAAGAAAAAAAUGGGAACUUGUGAAUUGAAUUUCAUCAAUUCUGUUUGAACAGGCUCUUGAUUCUGCUGUGCUGGAUUGAAGGUUGUGGCUGCUGCUUCUAGUUCUCUGUGGAAGAGACAUGUUGGACGGUCGCUCCUGCGUUGUUCCGAGGUUGUUUUCCGGCUCUUGCCAGGCUGCUGAAAACGACUGGUCUUACAUGAAGUACCUGUUGGAUUUGGACAUCAAAAAUGGCAAGCGCCCUAUGGAGAUUGACGAUGAGGAUGAUGAGCCCCAGCCAAGGAAGUGUACUAAGAAGUUGGAUUCUUGCCAUAUAGUUGAAACCACUCGAAUAUCGCUUCAACAGCAAUCCUUUGAGGCCAGGGAUUCUGUUGUUUCCCCAAUGGAUCAGGAGACCAUUGAGCCAUUGAGUGUUUGUCAAAGGGUUGGAGAAGAUGAGGAUUUGACUGACCGGCUAUCGGGCGAGCAAGAACUGAAGGAUGAUGGCAAUUUGAUGGAUUCUGGUGACCAUCAAUCUGAUAAACAGCAGCAGGGUCAGCCUGGGGAUUCAUCUGAUUCUGAUGUUCAGUUACCUGAUGAACAGAAGUUGCGGCACGAUGUGAAUUUAUUGAAUUCAAGUGACCAGCAAUCUGAGGAGCAGCAGCAGCAUGCUGGGGAUUCAUCGGAUUCUGGUUCUCUUUUGCCACGCAUGAACCGUGACAGCUCAAUCGCCUGUCUCAGCCGCUGCUCAAGGUCUGAUUAUGGUUCUCUUGCCUCACUAAAUAGGAGCUUCCGCAACAUAAUCCGAAGUGGUGAGCUCUAUACGUGGAGGAGACUAAAUGGCAUCAUGGAACACUGGAUUUAUUUUUCCUGUGCCCUCCUUGAGUGGGAGGCCUAUGAUCCAAUUCGCCAGCGGUGGAUGCAUUUGCCUAGGAUGGCUUCUAAUGAAUGCUUCAUGUGUUCAGAUAAGGAAUCUCUAGCUGUAGGUACUGAGCUUCUUGUGUUUGGGAGGGAGCUGAGAUCCCAUGUCAUUUACAGAUACAGUCUCUUGACAAAUUCAUGGACUUCUGGAAUGAGAAUGAAUGCUCCAAGAUGCUUGUUUGGCUCUGCUAGCCUUGGAGAGAUUGCAAUAUUGGCUGGUGGGUGUGAUUCAGAGGGACACAUCCUUGACUCUGCUGAACUAUACAACUCCGAGACUCAAACAUGGGAAACACUCCCAAGUAUGAAAAAACCCAGGAAAAUGUGCUCUGGGGUGUUUAUGGAUGGAAAGUUUUAUGUUAUUGGGGGGAUUGGGGGAAGUGAUUCCAAGCUUCUCACUUGUGGAGAGGAAUACAAUUUACAGACUAGAACAUGGACAGAGAUUCCUAACAUGUCCCCUGGACGUUGUACUAGGGGGUCUGAGAUGCCUGCCACGGCCGAGGCACCACCGCUGGUUGCUGUUGUAGAUAAUGAACUGUAUGCUGCUGAUUAUGCUGACAUGGAGGUUAAGAAAUAUGACAAGGAGAGAAAAUUGUGGCUUACCAUUGGGAGACUGCCUGAACGAGCAGUGUCGAUGAAUGGCUGGGGUCUUGCAUUCCGGGCAUGUGGAAAUAGGCUUAUUGUCAUUGGUGGACCUAGGACUCAUGGUGAGGGUUUUAUUGAACUCAAUUCUUGGGUGCCUAGUGAAGGACCUCCACAGUGGGAUCUACUUGCUAGAAAACGUUCUGGUAACUUUGUCUAUAAUUGUGCUGUGAUGGGAUGCUGAAGCAUUGAAUUGUGGAAGUUACAUAUUUUGAUGCUUCAAGUCCAAUGAGUUGCACAACAUUGAUUCAUCCAUUGACACAGGAUUCUUGCUAAUUGGUACUUUGCCCCCUUAUUUCUUUCUAUGAUAUUUUUCUUUCAAAGGUGGGGGAUGAUGGGGAAGAGAUUCAAAUAUUACUCAAGAUUAGAUGAAAAGUUUUCUGGGGAGGAGCUCUUCAAUAUUUUUUUUUUUUAUGUUUAAAAUUUGAAUCACUAUUUUGUUUCAUUGAAAUUGGUAACUUCCCCCAUUUCCAUUGACAUGAGAUUUUUCAAACUUUGGUAUCAUGUAGCAAAGGAAUAGAUUAAAUAAUUGAAGUUCCAAUACAAAUUUAGGUUACCGGUGUUGUUUGUUAAAGUUCUUCUAAGAUCACACAACUAGAUACUUGAUUUUCAUGAUCAUAAAUUCUCAGCUUGAAGGGAUGAAAUAAUUUUGAGAGUUUUUUUUUUUUUCUCUCUGGAUUAUGUAUUGAUUCAAUGUUCCAUUUGAAUUCAUGGACUUUG
This is a messenger RNA of Abrus precatorius (Indian licorice), 3059 nucleotides long. RefSeq names its product F-box/kelch-repeat protein At1g26930-like. Gene Ontology annotation, cellular component: nucleus. Gene Ontology annotation, molecular function: protein binding. Lineage: Eukaryota; Viridiplantae; Streptophyta; Magnoliopsida; Fabales; Fabaceae. The transcript is spliced from 2 exons. The record is from RefSeq and is a predicted model, not a curated record. The coding region runs from base 922 to 2523 and encodes 533 amino acids.